Helobdella robusta is the source of this 708-nucleotide messenger RNA. RefSeq lists its product as hypothetical. The record is from RefSeq and is a predicted model, not a curated record. Gene Ontology annotation, biological process: translation. Bases 1 to 648 code for a protein of 215 amino acids. NCBI's taxonomy places the organism in Eukaryota, Metazoa, Annelida, Clitellata, Rhynchobdellida, Glossiphoniidae. Gene Ontology annotation, cellular component: ribosome; mitochondrial large ribosomal subunit. Gene Ontology annotation, molecular function: structural constituent of ribosome. The transcript has 5 exons.
AUGGAAGAAAACUCAGACUGCCUUCACUUACGUGGGUUUACUUUUACUCAAAAAAAGUUUAGAAAUCGAAAGACAGGACUUCAGAUAGCAGGAUGCCUCCUCAAAAGCAGCAAAACUCUCAUUGUUGCUACCAGAUUAACAUCCAGCUUUAAGUGGUACCAAAUUCUCAAAGAGCCUCAGCCAUGCGACAUUCACACCUCAAAAGAUGGCAUCCCAGUCAUCAAACCACCAGAGCCAACGCUGACUGAAGUAAUUGAAUCUAGGGAUCCAGAGGAGUGGAAGCAUGUGGAGAAGUUGUUUCCUCGUGCCACCGUCCCUGACCCUCCUGUCCACACAUCCUACCCAACACCAUCCGGAUGGUUCCCACCAAAAGAUCCACUGCCAGGUGAACUUUACAGAGUGAGAAGAACUCGCUUCCACAACUUUCCACUGUACAAGGUCACAUUGAAUGGAGGCAACAGACAUUUCACAGUUGUACACAAAGUUGAAGGAGAUAUAAAGAAAUUUGAUGAAGAAGUCAAAAAAUAUCUGAGCAAAAAGACCAACAAUAAAAUAUACACAACAGUCAAUGAGGUUUGUUGCAAAUUGUGGAUCAGAGGACUCCAUCUGGAAAAUGUUUCUCAAUUUCUUACAGAUAAAGGAUUUUAAUCUAUUUAUUUACAACAUAGUUUAGAUUAGAAAAAAUAAUAAAUGCAGUUCACAAUUUUU